AGUCGAAACAGUGAACGGGUGUCGGCGUGAACGCAUCUCUGGACAUUAAUAGGGAUUGUAAUAUUCUCCGCUCUCCGGCUUCUUUCCCCUGUAAUUUAUUCACUCCUGUCUAAGUCUGGUGUUGAUGAGCGAGCGCAGUAAUGUGAUGGCAGGGCUCACAGGCUGCACCGACCAAUCUGUACUUCACUGAAGCCAGUGCACCCACAUAGCCAAAACCUUGACAGAAUGGAUUUUGCCAACUGGACCGAGGGGGUGUUCUCCACAAGCACCAGUGAAUACGAGUCACUGGAGACCCCCGUCAUCCCCACCAGUAAAAUCCUGCUGACCCUCACUCUCUCCAUAGUGGCCAUCCUGACCACCUUCUUUAACUGCCUGGUCAUCACUGCUAUCGGCGUCACCCGCAAGCUCCAUCACCCGGCCAACUACCUCAUCUGCUCCUUAGCCGUGACUGACCUGUUCGUGGCAGUUCUUGUCAUGCCCUUCAGUAUUAUGUACAUCCAAAAGGAGCGCUGGGUCAUGGGUCAGGCGGUGUGCACAAUUUGGUUAAGUGUGGACAUUACCUGUUGCACAUGCUCAAUCCUACACCUAGCUGCGAUUGCUAUUGACCGAUACAGGGCGAUUACAGAUGCGGUGGAAUAUUCUCGUAAGCGCACCGGUGCACGAGCAGGAGCUAUGGUUGCUGUUGUUUGGCUUUUGUCUAUUCUCAUAUCACUUCCUCCAAUUUUGUGGCGCUACUACAGUGGUGACGCAGAGCACGAAGACCAGUGCAUAAUCACGCAUCACCACAUUACAUUUACAUUGUACACGACAUUCGGAGCAUUCUACAUACCUCUGCUACUGAUACUAAUACUGUACUAUAAGAUAUACCGUGCUGCCCAGACCUUGUAUAUGAGAAGGGAAGCAAGCAGGGCAAGUCGCCACUCAUGCAUGACCAAUGGGAGCAUGAUACCUUCAACUUACCCGGCAGGAGAGGGCGCUGGAGAGGUAGGAGCCCAAAGUCCGGAGCCAAUAAGCCCGGCAGAAAAGUCUAUCUCUGAACCAUCGACAGAGGAACCCCCGAGAGUGCGUGUUUCUGUCAAGGCUUCCCAUUUCAAAUCUCGCCGGCUGGAAUCACGAAGCGAAUCCAGAAACGAAUCAAGGCGGAGCCAGUCAUCCCAAGGACCAAGGAUCUCAGGAGCGAGGGAGCGCAAAGCAGCAUCCACGCUAGGGUUGAUCAUCGGAGCUUUUGUGAUUUGCUGGUUGCCGUUCUUCGUCAAGGAGGUAGUUGUCAACACAUGCAGCUCAUGCAGCAUUUCGAUGGAGAUGGAGGCGUUUUUGACAUGGCUGGGUUACAUCAAUUCCCUGAUCAAUCCUCUCAUCUACACCAUCUUCAAUGAGGACUUCAAAAAGGCUUUCCAAAGACUUAUUAGGUGCAGCCAUUAUCUCUGAUGGUUACAAUUAUACAUGGUCAUAUACGCUAUACAAUUUUCCUCUAGACAGGGCCACUCGCAAGGACAGACUAAUGGCAAAAUGGACAGAAAUUAUGGGUUGGAUCAUUUCUGAGAGAGUAUGAUCUCAUAAAGGAGAGGAUUGACACCCAUUUCUGGACACUUGAACAGCCCAAAUGGCAUCAGCUCGACACUAGCCAAUCCAAGUCCUUCUAUUAAUAGCAUAGCCUGAUCUCCUUGAUGUUAAUUGCUGUGUGUUGUGGCACACUGACAUGUUGGUUUUUAGAAAAUGGGGCCAUGGAUGACCUUUUCCGAGGUCUGCCUUCUGAGCUUUUGUCAUCAGCCACAUUUUAAGUCUUGAAAUAACUAAUACAUGUGACCCUGGUUAUGUACACCACACUGCUGAAUACAGGACAUCUGUAAAAUACACCACAAUAUAACAGAAUGUGAUGGGUGGGUGCAAUAUUUCAAAUAACUGUCAAUAUGAUGGUUAACGGUAUUUCAUUUGGUUUUGGCACAUACAUUUUUAUCAUUACAUUUUACAAGUUUAAUAUUUUUUUCAAAGGUUAAGUCUCGCAUUUUAUUAAACCUUAUCAAAGCACCAUGUGAAACUUUUCUACCAAGUAAUAGUGUCCUUGCAUCUCAAUAAAACUCUAAUAUUACACAGUAUGGUAUAACACUCAUCUAUCUCCAUGGGGAAUGUUCCGUAGUAUGGUUUAAACUUUCUGUUACCAUGGAAUCAUGCUGUAUCCAUUUAGUUAACAAGAUUGGCCAAUGUUACAAGAUCAAAUUACAAUCAAUGUAAUUCAUAUUUUUUGUAUAACUUCAGUAUUGAUUUUUACAAUAUAAUUAUGACUGAAUAAGCUUUAAAAUGUAAUACAUUGAUUUAUCUGAAUCCACCAAGUAACCAUCCUUCACUCCUACUCCUAUCAGCAUUAAUGACUGUGAAAGCCACCAGUGAGAGGUCCUCAUUACACAACUCCUACUCAUGUACUUGGAAUAGAAGUACUAUUUCUUUACUGCCUCUGAGAGGGCACAUAAAUGUUGAUGAAAACAUUGUGGCUGAGUCAAGUGUGAGGGUGUUUCUCUACAGAGAGAUGAAGAGUGCCAUUUAUACUGUGUACAUCUUUGACAGAUAUGAACAGUAUUUGUAAACUGUUGUUUUUUUUGUCUUUCUCCUGUUCGAAUAAUCAAUAAUAAACAAUUCACAUUUA
This is a messenger RNA of Periophthalmus magnuspinnatus, 2641 nucleotides long. It is a transcript of the gene htr1fa, whose product is annotated as 5-hydroxytryptamine (serotonin) receptor 1Fa. Gene Ontology annotation, molecular function: G protein-coupled serotonin receptor activity. The coding region runs from base 226 to 1428 and encodes 400 amino acids. Gene Ontology annotation, cellular component: plasma membrane. Gene Ontology annotation, biological process: adenylate cyclase-activating adrenergic receptor signaling pathway. The transcript is spliced from 3 exons. The record is from RefSeq and is a predicted model, not a curated record. Lineage: Eukaryota; Metazoa; Chordata; Actinopteri; Gobiiformes; Gobiidae.